CCCUUCCCUUAACUCUUUUCACUCUCACUCUCAUACACAACCACCAUUUUUCCUUUCUCUUUUGCUCUUUUGCUCCUUCUUCCUCACACCCUUUUCUUCAUUUUCACUCGCCAUGGCGAAAAAACAGAUCUUUGCUCAUGUUUUCAUUUGGGUUGUAAUGCUCUCAGUUGGAGCCUCUUGUGCUAAAGCAGAAGAAGAAGGAGAAGCUGCUGAUAGGAUUUUGGCACUUCCUGGACAACCUAAGGUGUCAUUUCAGCAGUUUUCUGGCUAUGUUACUGUCAACAAGGUUGCUGGUAGAGCUCUCUUUUACUGGCUCACUGAAGCUGCACAAAAUCCUCUCACCAAACCUUUGGUCAUUUGGCUCAAUGGAGGUCCAGGAUGUUCAUCAGUGGCAUAUGGAGCAUCUGAAGAAAUUGGACCAUUUAGAAUAAACAAAACAGCUUCUGGGCUAUACACUAACAAGUUUUCAUGGAACACUGUGGCCAACCUCUUGUUCUUGGAAGCUCCGGCCGGCGUCGGCUUUUCCUACACCAACCGCUCCUCCGACCUCCUUGACACCGGCGACCACCGCACCGCUCAAGACUCUCUGGAAUUUGUCCUCCAGUGGCUGGAACGGUUCCCCCGUUACAAACACCGGGAACUUUAUAUCACCGGAGAGAGCUAUGCGGGCCAUUAUGUUCCUCAAUUGGCUAAGGAAAUCAUGAACUAUAACGCAAAAAGCAAGCACCCCAUCAAUCUGAAAGGCAUAAUGGUAGGAAAUGCAGUGACAGACAACUACUAUGAUAACUUGGGGACAGUGACAUAUUGGUGGAGCCAUGCUAUGAUCUCGGACCAGACUUACCGGCAAUUGAUGAGUACAUGUGAUUUUCACCGGCAGAAGGAAUCUGAUGAGUGUGAAUCAGUGUAUAGCUAUGCCAUGGAUCAAGAAUUCUGUAACAUUGAUCAGUACAACAUCUAUGCUCCUCCAUGCAACAACUCUGAUGGUAGUACCUCUCCCACCCGCCACACCAUGCGCUUACCUCACCGACCCCAUAAGGCUUUUAGGCAUUGGUCUGGCUAUGAUCCAUGUACAGAAAAGUAUGCAGAGAUUUACUACAACAGGCCUGAUGUUCAGAAAGCCCUCCACGCUAACACAACUAGAAUCCCUUAUAAGUGGACUGCUUGCAGUGAGGUUUUGAAUCGGAACUGGAAUGAUACAGAGGUAUCUGUUCUUCCCAUUUAUAGAGAGUUGAUAGCUCACGGAAUAAGAGUUUGGGUGUUCAGUGGGGACGUGGACUCAGUGGUGCCUGUCACAGCAACAAGAUAUGCCCUUGCACAGCUUAAGUUGUCAACUAAAAUACCAUGGUAUCCUUGGUAUGUCAAGAAUCAGGUUGGAGGGUGGACAGAGGUGUACGAAGGAGUAACAUUUGCAACAGUGAGAGGAGCAGGGCAUGAAGUGCCUCUAUUCAAGCCAAGAGCAGCACUUCAAUUAUUCACAUCAUUCCUUGCAGGAAAGCCUCUUCCCAAGUCAUAAACCAGCAAAAUAUAAUGUUAUUAAGGGAAAAUGGGGUGACAAAAAGAAAAGAAUGACAAAGGUAAAAAAAAAGAGAGAGAGAGAGAGAAAAAAACAAGUGUAAAAGUCAGAGAUGCUAAUUUCUAUUGUCUUGUUAUCGUUCUGAACAAAUGUGACAUUUUUCGUUGUCAACAAA
Molecule: messenger RNA, 1688 nt
Organism: Vigna unguiculata (cowpea)
Lineage: Eukaryota; Viridiplantae; Streptophyta; Magnoliopsida; Fabales; Fabaceae
Gene: SCPL25
Product: serine carboxypeptidase-like 25
Biological process (GO): proteolysis
Cellular component (GO): vacuole
Molecular function (GO): serine-type carboxypeptidase activity
Source: RefSeq, a predicted model, not a curated record